Messenger RNA from Patiria miniata (bat star), 1906 nucleotides. RefSeq lists its product as uncharacterized. The coding region runs from base 423 to 1481 and encodes 352 amino acids. The record is from RefSeq and is a predicted model, not a curated record. The transcript has a single exon. Lineage: Eukaryota; Metazoa; Echinodermata; Asteroidea; Valvatida; Asterinidae.
GUGGAAUAUAACGGGCGGUCGUGCUGAGACAGUUAUAUUCAGUUGAUGAACUCCGGGAGAGAAGACUUGCUGCGAGUUUUACGAAGUGAAGAUCGUGUGCUGCUCGGGGAAGUAUCAAGGAGCGUAGAAACAAGUGUUUGGAAAGCUGUCAUCGUUUAAUGAAAGCAGUGCUGGAUGGUUUUUAUAGAAGUUGAGGACAUUCUUUCCAGAUGAGAAAUGGUGCACUCACUUUGGCAAACUCAGCAGCUUAAAGUUUGACGCGGUUUGAAGAGAGGAGCGAAUCAUAUCAGAUAUCGCAAUUUUAAGCACACUUUUUUUAUCUGGAAAGUUACCCCUUUCAAGUGUGAGAACAUGACUAUGGUAAUAGAACUGACAGAAUUCGAGCAUUUGGAUUGAGGUUGCUGAAAAUAUCAGCCAGAAACAUGUCCACGGCGCUUCUAGAGGCAUCGUUUGCGGGUCAGUUCAACCAGUCGCACCCUUCAAAACUCCCCAUGGACAUCCGGGGACGAACUGCAACCAAAGAGACGAACCCGAAGAAGAGGAAAGAGAGGCGAGAUGCCGGGGACCUGGUGGCCAAGAAACGGCUGGAGAACAUCCGAAAGCAUAGUGCCCACACCCGGCACCGGAACGGCAUCAUCAACGCAGCUGAGAAGAACCGGCUGAUCAACACCGAGAAGCAGAUGGACCGGUUGCAGAGGCGGGCUACAGCCAACAUCUCCCGGUACCAGCAUCAGUUGAGGCAGGAGCUGUACGAGAUGGAGGCGUCCCGGCGCGCCCUGCGCCACCACUCCGUCAACGAAGUGUCCAGUGUGACCCACACGGACAUGAAGGGACUGGCGAAGUUUGCUGCCCGCGGAAGGUAUCUGUAUUCAGUCCGGAACGAGACGCGGUCGCAGAAGGAGGAGAUGGUGUCUUACAACGGCCGACUAGAGCAGGCAGCUAAGAUGCUCAAGCCAGCCCGGAGACAGAGUGUGGUUGCUCUGGACAACGGGAGGAACAUGGGUUCCAAUCCGCCUGAUGCGUACCACGACGUCGGUAGCAGGAUCAGUAUGGCCAGGCUGGACUACAUGAUCGAGGAAGAUUCGGGAGACGAAAGCCUGGCUGAUGAAACGGAACCGGCCACAGCUCCACAAGAGCAGAAACCUCUUGAGCAAAACACCUCAUCUCCACCGCCUUUCGAUAUGGUGAAGUUCCGCUCAGAACUUGGCCCGGAGCUUCAAAAAGAACUCGACAAUCUUGAAAUAGACGACGGCCGAGGUGUGUGCCUCGUUCCGAUUCACCCAAGCCCGAGCCAGGAGGUGCGUCCAAUAGAGACUAACCAUGCAGCCGAUGUGAAGAAAUCUUCACCAAAGCCACCGGCCAAACUGAAGCUGCCGCCGGUGCAGGUCAACCGACAUUUCGUCUUGAAGAAAUCGUCCAGCAAGCAGCUGCUCGCGUCAGUAGCAAAACCAAGACUGAGUACAGUGUCCGAGAACCAAUGACUCAAAUGAAUGGAAAAAGGAAAUACUCUCAGCAUUGUCUAUUUUGCAUGCAAGUCAACCCAAACUGUAGCCAUGCAUUGUUUUCUACUGAAAGCAGUUACAAUUGCACUUUAUAGUUUGAGGUUUAUUUGGAGGAUAAAGAUGGAGCAUUGAGUAUUCACAAAGUUCCAAAUAAUUAUUUAUUUAACUUGAACAAUAAUCAUAGAUGACGAUCAAGAUUUAUUUUUAAAAAGAUUUUAAAAUGUAUUAGUAAAGUUAUCGUCCUAAAACGUUAUUAUAGAGAAUAUUACAGAGUAAAAUAUAUUGUAGACUAAGAGAAAAAGGAAACCAAAAUGAAACCAAUUCACAUAGGAAUGUAUGUGAAUCGUGUUCGUUUUGCUAAAAGAACACUUAAGCUUUUUUGUGAUCCGUGGACAGAACUUUGA